Pistacia vera is the source of this 2385-nucleotide messenger RNA. RefSeq names its product disease resistance protein At4g27190-like. Gene Ontology annotation, molecular function: ADP binding; protein binding. The record is from RefSeq and is a predicted model, not a curated record. Lineage: Eukaryota; Viridiplantae; Streptophyta; Magnoliopsida; Sapindales; Anacardiaceae.
AUGGAAACUAUAGGGGCAAUCAUUAUUGAAGCCGGUAAAGGUUUUACCAUCUUCUUCUGGUCAAAGAUUGCUCCUCUGAGAAAUCUCCAUGGUAAAAUCAAAGCUCUCCAGACUGAAUUACAAGAACUCAUUGCCCGAAAGGAUGAGAUUGAAGAAGAUAUUAGAAUAGCUGAAUCAGAAGGGAAGUGUCCUACAGCACAAGCUAAGGAGUGGCUCAGAAAGGUUCAGGAGAUUCAACGCGAUGGGCAACAAAUCCUGGAGGAGAGUGACAGAAUUGCAGUCCAAGGUUGCGGCCUGGGCUGCAAUAUACAUUUGCGCCAUCAAGUGGGUAGAAAUGUGGCGAAGAAGAGAGAUAAGGUGAAGCAACUGAUAGACACAUGCAAUUUUCAGCAUGUGGCAACUGAUAAGAAAUCUCCUAUACCAGCUGUUCAGAGUACAGUGGUGAGUAACUUGAACAACAAGCUGGAGGCCUCAUCAGUUCUGAAGGAAUCCUUCAAUAUUGUUAUCUGGGUCACAGUCCCCAGGGACCUGGAUUUGAGAAAGAUUCAAUCUCAGAUUGCUGAGAGAUUGAGGUUAGAAUUGGAUGCGGAAGAGACCGUAGAGCAAAGGGCUGGAAGAUUGUUUGAAAGAUUAAGGAUGAAAAAGAAGUUUCUCCUCAUUCUAGAUGAUGUUUGGGAGAAAAUUGAUUUAGACAUUGUGGGAAUUCCACAUGACCAAGUUAAUUGUAACUGUAAGAUCCUACUGACAACUCGUUCUCUUGACGUGUGUAGGCAUAUGUUGACGAAUAAAGAAGUGAAGAUGAAUGUUUUGAAUGAAGAAGCAGCUUGGAAUUUGUUUGCAGAAAGUGCAGGAAAUGUGGUCCAGAUAGAGGACAUAAAUCCCUUGGCAAGAGCAAUUGCUAGGAAAUGCUGUGGUUUGCCAUUAGCCAUCAUAACUGUGGGGAAGUCCAUGAGGAACAAAACAAUGAAAGAGCUCUGGAUGAAUGCACUCAGCGAGUUGCAGCGUUCAGCAGCUCAUUUUGGGAGCAUUGAGAAGGAUGUCUAUCAGCAAUUAAAGUGGAGUUACAGCACCUUGCCAAGUAAGGUUCUUCAAUGGUCCUUUUUACAUUGUUCUUUAUACCCAGAAAACUUUUCCAUCGAGACAUCUGAACUGAUAAAAUGCUGGAUUGCUGAUGGAUUGAUUGAUGAAAACCAAACUCGGGAGGAAUCUUUUAAUAAUGGCAUUGCAUUUAUUGAAAAAUUGAAGGAUUCUUGCUUGUUAGAACAGGGUGAAUGCAGUGGAACUGUGAGGAUGCAUACUAUGGUGAGGGAUGUAGCUGUAUGGAUAUCCAAGGAGAAUAGAUUUUUCUGUCAAUCCAGUGUUUCGUUGCAUGAAAUGCCACAAAAGUUUGAGAAAUCUUUCACAAGGAUUUCAUUUAUGCAUAGCAAGAUCACAAAAUUGCCUACUCAAUUAAUGGGCUGCUCUGAACUGACUGUGUUGCUCCUCCAAGGAAAUCCCAUUACACGAAUUCCUGAUAAUUUCUUUUCCGAAGCUAAAGCACUGAGAGUUCUGAAUCUAAGCAGCACUUUCAUAACUUCAUUGCCACCUCUGAUUCACCUAGUGGAGCUUCGGGCUCUUCUUUUGAAAAACUGUUAUUCUCUGGAAAAUCUGCCCUCACUUGGAGCUCUUUGUAAACUCCAAGAGCUAGAUCUCUUCGGUACUCAACUGAGAGAACUACCAAGAGAAAUGGGGAACCUGAGUAGUCUGAGAGAAUUGAACUUGUCAGGCUCCGUGGAAAUCAUCCCAGAUGGGGCUAUAUCAGGAUUAUCUAGUCUUGAGGCAUUGGACAUGUCUUUCAGUGCAUAGAAGGGGGCUCCUAACAGUAAUGCAGAAGGGAGAGCAGGAUUGAAAGAGAUAUUUUCGUGGGAGCAGCUAUCAGUGCUCCACUUACAGCUAGACUCAUUCGAUAAUUUUGCCUUUGAUGCUCAGUGGCUGAGAAGACUGAGAAAGUUUAACAUAUGCAUUGGUCCAAGGAGCAGCGAUUCAAACUAUCUACCCACUCAACAUGAUGAGAAAAGAGUCGUUCUAAGAGGAGUCGACGUCAUGGGAAGAGGCCUUGAUGGAUUGCUGUGGAAUUCAAGUCCCCUGGUCCUGGAAAAUUGUGGUGGCAAAAGUACGCUAUCUGAAUUAUUUGCAAGGAAAAGUUUGUGUGGCCUGCCAGGUUUAAAGUCGCUUACCAUAUCAAGUUGUAGUUCCAUCAUAAGGCUGAUAAGUUGGGAGAAUGUCCUGAGAAGUAUGCUUCCGAAUUUGGAGAGUUUGACCCUUACGCGUUUAAGAAAUUUCGGAAGCAUUUUUGUAGGUGUUGAUGGUGAAGCAAGAAACGGUUUAAAGCAGGUUUCUGAUUAA